AUGAGCGGCGGUCGAUAUGAGACGCAGCUGUGCACGGUUCUUGUCGCAGAACAGUUCGGACAAGCGGUCGCCGAUGUCGCCGAGAAGUUGCUCAAGGAGGAUUGCCAGCUCCCUUCGCUCGCCUUCAAGCUCCGGCCGACUUAUAACAUGGCGAUGGUCUCAACUUCUUUUCUCCAACAGCCGAUGUCGCUUCUUUGCAGAUUCGAAAAGCGUUAGCCGUUCUUAUUAAUUUCGGAUUUGUGACGUUUGUCCUUGAUACAAACAAGAGACCCGUUUAUACGGCACACGGAGAUCAAAUUCUUCGUUUACUCACAGUUCCCAGGUUUGAUUUCUCGUUCUCAUUCCCGGAUGUGGCUUACUCUGAACACCUCGCUGAAUUUUUUGAUGUUCAAAAUGAUUUCCGUGAAAUGCAAAAUUAUCUCUGACUCUCAAAAACCUAGUUAUCUUUUUCUUUCACUGACCGCUAUUUUUCGCGAAAUCAUAUUGAACACGGUAUGAAAACGGCAUAAAAGUAGUAGCAAAAAAAAAAAAGUUAUUUUCGAGAUUCCAAGCAAGAAAUUACUUUUUUUUUAAACUUAUAAUUUUUUCGGAAUAAAUCAUUUGUCAGACAUCGCGAGAACAAACAAAGUAGUCUCAGGGACUCCAGAGUGGUCCCUAUAGGGGCAAUAUUCGGGGCCCUUGGAGUGUUCCCUCUUGGGACCACUUUACUAUCUCAUAUAGCGGUUUUAGGUAGUGGCUCCUCUAGGGGACAUGCUAGUCGAUAAUUUUAUGAUUUUCAUGUGAAGAAAAAUUUCUAUGUAAAAAACUAAAAAAAAACAUUUUUGAAUAAAAAUUGAAAGAUCUCCUAUAGGGACCACUUAAGCUUUAGGGGCUAAGCGGUCAGACUCUAAACCCCUACAGGUACCACCUUUAUUUCACCCCUAUGGGGACCAUUUUUUCGAGCCCCUAUAGGCGUUGAUCUGCCACAUUGCCAUCUAGAGAGUAUUUCUGAUUUGUUUCGAGCAAAACGGAUAAAGGGUUCAGAAAAUCUCAAAUUUAGUCAAAAGACGGCUUGAGAAGACUGAACUUGGUGCGAUUUAAAGAGUUCAUAUUUUUUUAGUAGCGUCAAUAUUUUGAACAAGAAGGUGCAGAGUACUUUUUUUCACUCAUCUCAGGUUCUGCUUGCUCGUGAAAACACUAUACGGGAGUGUGGCCGAAGACGUCUGCGUAGAGCUUUUCUCGGAAGGGCAACUCACUUGCUCAGAUGUUCUCCGGCGGGUUUUUUCGAGAAACGAUACACUGACGAUAGAAGAGGUUAGGACAGAUUUGAAACGGAUGUAGCAGUUCGAAAAUGAUUCUACAAAAACUUAUGACACUUUUAUAAUCGUAACAAGUAAUUGCGAGUCUAAUGACCACUGACACGGGCAAGGUCGGAAGGGUGGAGAAAGGCUUCAUAGAAAUUUUCCUUUUUGCUGCCGUUUUGCGCUCCUUCAUCGGCUUUUAUGCACCUGCCUCCCUUUUUCCACCAUCUUGAGCUUCAAAAUUCUAGAAAAAAUGGAAGGCUCCAAAAAGGGACUCUUUUUUACUGUCUUUUUUGAGCCUCUCUCUUUUAGCAGCCAUUAUUUACCAUUCCGACUUGGCCCGGGAAACUAUUAUGACUCUAGAGCCUGUUCGAGAGAUUUACUCUGAGAAGUACUAUAUUUCAGCUCAAAAAAACGUUCUGUGACCUGACACAGGCACAGUUCAUCAUCCGGUCUCCGGCCAUCUCUGGCGUGUCCAACGGCUGCCCGCAACUCGAGCAUGUUCAGGCUCCUUUCAACAUGCCGGACUCUAUCUUCCAAGUCAAUAACGGCCCAGGUUUCCACCAAUUUUUUAUGAGUGUUCAAAUUAACCUGCUCCUUAUAAUUUUGAAAAGUUUCAUGGUUUUUUUUUUAUAAUUUCUCAAUUUUUAGGAUCUCCAGAGUGGUCCCUAUAGUGGCAACCUUAAAAGCCCUUGAAGGGUCUCCUCUAGGAACCAAUUCACCAGCCCCUAUAGGGGCCACUAAAGCUUGCAAGUGUGGUAUCUAUAGGGGUUUUAUUUAGUGGUCCUUAUAGGGGACAUGGUGGUCAUUUUCGAAUGAAACUUACGGACUCCUGAGUGCCCCCUAUAGCGGCAAUUUAUGAACUCGAAGAAAAAUUUCCAUAAGUAAAACGGAAUAAUUAAGCGUUUUAUAAUGAAAAAAAAAAUUAAAAUUAAAAGACCCUAUAGGGUUUACUUGAGCUUCAGGGGCUAAUGAGUCAGAUCCUAAACCCCUAUAGGGACCACCUAAUUUUUAUCCCCCUAGGGAUCUCUUUUUCGGUCCAAUAGAGUUGUUUUCUCCCCUAACCCAUAUAGGUAUCACUCUGGAAUUCCAAAGUUAACUAGUAGUAGGCUGAAUUUUUCAAGUAGCCUAUCGCAGGUGAGGAGAAAGGGCGUAAGCGUAAAUCGGCCAAAGAUGAAGACGAUGGAAUUUAUUGGCGCGUCAAUUGGGCGAGGUUUGACGUUUACGCCCGCGAUGAAAUGAUCACCGAAUUCCUUAUCACGAACGUACGUUGAAUUGACAUGGGAUAUGAUCAACAGCGACGAUUGGUGUUAAUGUGAUUAUGUGGGUGUUUAGACGACGGUCGGCCGCAAAAUGCCUGACAUUUGCAUAAAGACCAUCCAGGCGCUUUUUAAAACAAUUGAGCUUCGCGCCUCGUCGCUGCGGAUGACGGCCACGUCGCCAGUCUCGGUAAGACCUAGUUGAAGGUGGAUUUGUAUGGAGAUAUUAUUAGAGACGCAAACGGAAUAAUUUAAAAAAAAAAGUCAUUGUUUCCUUCUUCCGUAAUAGGUUUUAUAACGUUGUUGACUCUGUAGAAAAAAAAAGGAGGCGUACUUAGAAACUGCAGAGGGGUCCCUAUGGGGGCAACCUUAAAGGUCCUUUUAGGGUUCCCUCUAGAGACCACUGAAGCUUUCAAAAGUGGUCCCUAUAGGCGUUCUAGUUAGGGGCCUCUUUAGGGGACAUGCUAGUCGAUAAUUGUUAGGAACUCUGAAUAAAUAACUUUUUUGGAUGAGUUUGAAAAAUCACUUUAAGGCCCACUUGAGCUUUAGGGUCUAAGGAUUCAGACCCUAAACUCCUAUUUUUUGUAGAAAGACGGCAUAGAAGCACAAAUCCAAAAAAUUUACUCCGUUUUUUUUAUUCAUUUUGAAGAUAAAAAGACGAGAAGUGCGGGUAUUUCAGAUGUUGGAUAUGGUGAAGAGCGCGAAGGAAAAUGCUUUAACUCUGGAAAAAGCCGACAUGGCUUACGUUCUGGGGGAGUUUGCAGAUGAGACAAAGGGACUUGUGCGGAAAGCUGGAGACAGCGGCGGCGGUCUUUUUGUCGUUGGUCCGUUCAUUUUCCCAGCUCUGAUAAAAAAAAACUCAUGAAUAGAUUUUGGAACAUGCUCAUAAAAUCCAUGUUUUAUUUUUCAGACACAUUAGAAAGUUUUUAGACUUAGUAGUAGGGGUUUUUCGGGGUUAGAUGUUAAAAAAAGGAAUUAUAGUGAAGUCAUUUUAUUUUGCGGUUGAGAUUCUCUUGAAAGAUGGCCAGAACGCUCCUGGAUGUACCAGAAUGAGGUUCUGAAGCUCUGAAACCGCACAGCUUCCUAGUUUUCGAGAAAUAAGGACCCAAAAUCUCAAAAUAGCCCAUUUUCAUGGGUUUUGAGGGUUUUCUUUGAGACGUCUUUUUACAAAAACGAGAGGUUUUUGCAGGUUGAGACUUCUUGAAUCUUCUUCUGAUACAUCAAGAAGUGUUCUAGCCAAUUUGCAGAAAAAUCCCAAAUGCAAAGUAAAAUGACCUCGCUUUCAGACAUUCCUCUAGAUGGAGGUUAUGACAAUCUCAAAUUGUAAAACUUCCUUUUUAAUAGCACUUUACUGUUUGAUAAAGCUGUUCAAAUAACGCUUCUCAAAACCUUUGCAUAUUUAGACAUUGAGAAAACACUGACUGAAAUUUGCAAGCAUCAUAGCGAAUCGUUGGUGCGCGAACAGUUUGAAGGUCGUGCUGUGAGGUUUAUCAACGAAUUUCCUUCGAAACUUUCGGAAAGAGAAGAGUUUUUCAGAAUAAUGCGCUUGAUGGAAGAACGCCAUUUUUUGGACGAGGAACAAGUCGAAAAGCUUUUGAUGAUGGGAGCCAAAGAGACCAAAGAACUUCUAUACGCACUGCUUGAAGAAGGCUUCAUCUUCACUCGGGUAACUUGAAGAUUUAGCCCUUUUUUGGCUCGGAGAACCAUAAACAAACUGAUCCAAAUCUUUGACAAGGUGUCUUAUUUUCUCUGCUUUUACUAAUUGCCAGUGAAACGUUGGACCGUAUCUCUGGUUGCCGCGAUUUCCCAAGUGUGAAAUCGGAGUUCUGAGACGGUCGGAUGAACCUCAAAAGAUUUAGCCCAUCGGAAGGACCAAUGACUUCCAACCAGCGCGAACGUUUUAUCUCUACCACGUCGAUCUCCAAAGAACAGUUCGGAGUCUCAUUGAAUGCACUUGCAAGGUUUCUCCUCAUCUUUUUUUUCCACGAAGAGAACAUUUGCCUUUAUAGCUGCUUCGCAAUCUCAUUCUCCGUAAUGCGCACGAGCGAAGAGAAAACAAGCAGCUGAUCGAGAAAGAUCUCACCACGGGACCCAUAAUCGAGGGCAUACGAGCCAAUGAGGAACUCGACGAGGCUUCCAAAAAAGCACAGGUUCAACUUUUUUGAGUUCGAAGUUACGGUCCUUGUUUGUCUCUAACUUAGGAACUCCAGAUUGGUCAUAGGGGCAACUUUAGGGGCUUUCGGGGGGUCCCCUCUAGGGACAACUUUAUCAACCCUAUAGGGGCCACUAGGGUUUGCAAAAGUGGUCUCUAUAUGGAUUUAAAUAGCGGCCCCUUUAGGAAAUAUGCUAGUCGAAAAUCUUUAUGAACUCUGAGCGAAGAAGAAGCAUUUCUAUGGGAAAAUUGAACAAAUAAGCGUUUUUAAAAUGAAAUUGACUUUUAUAGGGUCCACUCGAGCUAUAAAGGCUGAGAGGUCUGACCCUGAAAUCCUAUAGGGAUCACCUUAAUUUUACCCCUGUAUGGACCACUUAUCCGACCCCUAUAGAGGUUUUUCCCCUCUCACCCCUAUAGGGACCACUCUAGGACUCCUGAGAACGUUAUGAUUAGAAUGAUCUCUCUUGUAAGUUUAUCUGAACUGUCUCAUAUGCUCCAGAAAAUUUUUGGACUUGUCGAUAUUUUCAGAGAGAAUGACUUUCUCAAUCCCCAUCUUAAUUUUUUAUUUCAUUUCUUACAAUUUGUUUCUCUCAAGUCUGAUCUGGGAUCUUUUUCCCAGAUAGAAGAAGUGGAGGAGAUGUACUUGCCCGGACAUGAUCGAGCAAAGUUGGAGCGGUAUAGAAGGUCGCGAUCGACACUCCUGGCAGCGCAGGAAAAAGCAUCACAAGCGCUGUUCGCCUUCCGACUGUUUCUCGAUGUUUCAGUGCCGCAAAAAGCGUGA
Molecule: messenger RNA, 5472 nt
Organism: Caenorhabditis auriculariae
Lineage: Eukaryota; Metazoa; Nematoda; Chromadorea; Rhabditida; Rhabditidae
Source: the annotation of a GenBank genome assembly